Molecule: messenger RNA, 1478 nt
Organism: Cyclopterus lumpus (lumpfish)
Lineage: Eukaryota; Metazoa; Chordata; Actinopteri; Perciformes; Cyclopteridae
Gene: rpp38
Product: ribonuclease P/MRP 38 subunit
Exons: 2
Coding region: 163-930 (255 amino acids)
Biological process (GO): tRNA 5'-leader removal
Cellular component (GO): nucleolar ribonuclease P complex; ribonuclease MRP complex; fibrillar center
Molecular function (GO): ribonuclease P activity; ribonuclease P RNA binding
Source: RefSeq, a predicted model, not a curated record
GUCGCUGUGGACGUUUUAUUUUAAAUAAAGUUAGUUCAAUUCAAACAAAAUGGCGGCGCCCUGUGGUCCACCCGUGUUGUUUGCCUGAUAAUGUGAAGGGAGCAAUUUAACACUUUUGCCACAUUUGCAAUCAGGCUUUCAUGACUUCAUUUCAGAGGAGGUAUGGCCGCUGCAGGAAAGCCAGUUAAAAAGGAAAUCAAAAAGUAUAUUCCAGUCAAGACCUCCUUCACGUCACCAUUCACUCCAAAAUGGGGCCCACUUCCACAAGAAGACAUGCAUUUCAUCCUGAAAACGCUAAAGGACAAGCUGGUUUCCGCUGGUCUGGAGAAGAAGGAGGUGAAAGUGUUUCGCCCAUGGAGGAAAAAGAAAGACCAGAAACAUGCUGCCACAUCAGAACUUGAUCCCCAGGUGAGCCAGGAUGGACAGGUCCAGGAUUCUUCCAAAAACGGCUGGACAGAUGUGGCAGCGAGGAGGCAACUGGCCAUUGGCAUCAACGAGGUCACUAAAGCUCUGGAGAGGAACGAGCUCAAACUGUUGCUUGUGUGCAAGUCCGUGAAGCCGCCACACAUGACGGAUCAUCUGAUAGCACUGAGCGCAACCAGAGGUGUGCCGGCCUGCCAGGUGCCUCGGCUGAGCCAGAGCGUGUCGGGGCCGCUGGGCCUGAAAAGUGUCCUCGCUCUGGGAUUCAGACAGUGCGCCUCCAAAGAAGACGAGGUGUUCACUGACGCUGUUGACGCCAUUACACUCCGAGUGCCUUCAGUAGAUGUUGCAUGGCUGCAAGGUGCAGCACCCAGAGUAACACCUGACGACCACGUUGACAUGGAGGAGGAGGAAGUCGACGAGAAGAGGGGCCAGAAAAGGAAACUUGAGAGUGAAUCUGAGGAAGUCCAGAGUCUGCGUCCUCCUGCACUCUGCAACCUCUCAAAGUGAAAAAAAUAGUUUCUAACCCUGCAAAGAACAGAAAAAAGCUGAAGUCAAAGCCAGACAAAUAAAACAGAGACUCUGCCAAGAUAUUAAAAGGACCAUUUCUAUGUUUUUAAUAUCUAGUAUUUCACCUCCAGACCAUGAUGAUCUGCAGCUUUUUCUUUUGAAGGUUUGCAAAACAAUUAAGUUGAAGACGUCACCAUACAAAUGUGGAAUUUUCAAAUAGAUUUAUAUAGACAGAACAACACAAUUUGUUUGCAUGGGCAACUUGUUUUAAAGCAAUUUAUUUUGUUUUCAUACUCUAUUGAAAUGAAUGGACACCAGUAGCAGAAUGGAGGUUGGGGGAACUAAUUGAUGCUGUGGUUUGGAGGAUGGCCUGCAGUUUACAUGACUAAGAAUACAUUGGUUUAAAAUAUGUAAGGACCCUUGUAUGAUCCUUUAUUUUCAAAUAAACAUUUAAUUUGCCAGAAACUGAAAUCAAUCAAUUAAAUGUAUAUUUUGUGUUUUGAAAUAUGUACUUUUCAUGGUCUUUGGUCAUAUAACAAACAUUUCAG